AUGCAAAUAAAUAAUCAAUCAACAAUUGAUGAAGAAAAAUAUGAUAAUUUAAAUCGAAUGAAUACAAGUCAAAAUGAUGUUUAUAUGAAUAAUACCGACAAAAUAGAUUGGGAUAAUGGUAUUGAUUUUGGCAAUAUGGUUGCAAUUAAAAAGAAAGAAAAACCACUACAAGAACAAAUUUUAUCUCAAAAAUUCACUCAACUAUCUAUCGUAAGAAAUACUGAACAGCCAGUUACAAUUAAAAACAUUAUAGAUGAAAUCGAUAAAAUCCCAAACUUUUUAUCAAAACGAAAUAAAUCUUUUAAAGCAAUCAUCAAUCAAGCUUUAUCAAUAACAACAAUAAUAAGAACAAAUGAAAUGAUAGAGCAAUUACGUCAAAUGGGCAUUUUGAUAUAUAAAACAAUAUUUAUACGAACUCAUCAUAGUUUAUGGUUGACUUAUUUUAAGUCAGGCACAGGUAGAUUGAUUAUUCAAGCAAAAGAACAAUUAAAUUAUUCAACAAAUUUACCUGUAUGGCCAAAAGAAAUCAAUGCAUUAGCACAAAAACCGACACAUAUAAAUAAGGAAAAUGAAAAUGAGUUUUAUAUGAAUUUUGUCAAUAAGCAUUUACGUAUACUUGAUAAUCAAUUAAAAGAAUAUGAAUGUGAAUUAAAUAAGAGAAUCACUAGUAUUCCUGGCAAUUCAUUACAGGUUCAACAUUUAAUUGAAACAUAUGUUGAACAAAAUCUCUCUUCACUACGUAUGGAAAUAGAACAUAAAAUUCAACUUAUUCAUUACGAUUAUCAUAUUCAAGCAUUAAAAUUAGAAUAUUAUCGCCAUGAUCCAAAUGUAUAUCAAAAGAAUUUAAUGAAAAUGCUUUGUUGUAGUAAAUAUGAACAAGAACUUACAAAACAAGAAUUUGAUUUACUUCAACAACAAAUUAAUUAUUACAAUUCACCGUGUCAAUCAUUUGAAUGUUCAUCUCUAUCACAAUCAGAAUUAAUUUAUUCGAUUCAAGACACAAAUAUUCGACAAGAAUUAUUCAAUCAAUACAAGAAAAUCGCUGUACAAUCAAGAUUAGAUAUAUUCAACCUCUAUAUGAAGUCAGCAAAAAUUCAAAUGGAUGAAUGUAAUAAGAAAUUCGAUACUGAUAUGAAAAAACUGAAGCAUGACCGUCAAUCAUCUUGUGAUAAUGAAAAAAUAUCACCAGUUAUGAUCGAUCUUAUCGAACAACGUUGUAAUAAAAUAGGUGAUCGUAUUAGAUGUACAUAUAUAUUUAAAGGAAAAUCUAUUUGUGUUAAACAUAACUAA
Rotaria sordida is the source of this 1290-nucleotide messenger RNA. Lineage: Eukaryota; Metazoa; Rotifera; Eurotatoria; Philodinida; Philodinidae. The record is from the annotation of a GenBank genome assembly.